CUAGCUAGCGGAAGUUGUUUUAUCUAAUAAUCGAAUGAGCGGUAUCAGUAAUGACACAAACAUAUUGACAGGAAGCUAACACUAGUCGGUAAUUAGAAUACAACGCAGUGUUUACAUACAGGACGGUUUACUAUCUAACACCGUUUACAAAACGCGGACGAGUCACGGAAUACGGAUUCACUGAAAAAAAUAUAGAAUAUAUAAAUACAAAAUCCGGAUAUGUGAUAUUUUCCGUGAAAAAUCAAUGGUAAAUUAAUAAACAUAAAUUCAGGUAAGAUAUUUUAGUUAUGAACUUCGGCAGUCCAAACAUUUAAUUAAAUUUUAUUAAUUUGUUGUACAUCAUCUGUAAUAUACUGAAACGCCCGUGACCAGUCCGUAAAUUAUCCAUGAUGCAUCCGUAUUAAAAUCCGUAACCGCUCCGUAUUUUGUAUCCUUUUUUAUUAUAAUUUACCUGUGAGACCAUCUGCUACUCAAUCCCUAAUUUCUACAUCAGUCUUUGGGUGAAAUCUAUAAAACUUCACCCCGUUUUGGCAAAAACAACAACUGGAUAUUAUUAGAUGUUCCACAUCUCGACUCGUGUGCCGAUUAGUGGGUAUUAGCUCGACUCCUGGCGCUUCUGCCUCAAUCACGUAGCUACCUUCGGCAGGUAACGUCACCAUGGAGACGGUCUUUGUGACGUCCGUGUCAUUGCUCCCUAAACUCGGAACAACGUUUGUAAAAUUAACCACGUGAUGCAUCAUCCGUAUGAAAUCCGUAAACAAUCCGUAAUAUACUGAAACGUCCCUGACCAAUCUGUAAAUUACCAGCAUCCGUGAUGCAUCCGUAUUAAAAUCCGCAACCACUCUGUAUUUUGUAUUUUUUUUAAUUAUAUUUCCGUAGUCGGUGACCUAUCUAUCAUCUCGCUGUAGUUGUGAUAUUGGAUGAAAAACAAUAUUUCUUGUUUAAAAUGUGGAAUCGUGGAGGCAUCCGCAGUUCAGCUCUGGAAAGGGCAAAGGCUCAACUCUCCAGACAGAGAGUUACAAACAGCAGAACACUGAUCAGGGACGAUCAGAGAAGAGAUGUGGGCAGCGCCAACUUUGGAAAAACCCUGCAAUCCAGACAGACGCUUUUCCAUAGCCAAAGUGAUCUCUCCUCAGAUGCUGAAAGUGAAAAGCAAGAUGAUUAUCCUCAUUCUGCUAAAAUAGUGCCACAUUUUACAGAGCCAGUAGAACAAUUUGGCAUGGGAUAUGGAAGUAGGUUUCUAAAGAAGUCUGCCAACAGACAGUCAUCUCCUGCUGACACAAGCAAGGUCAAAUUCAUCCCUCACCAUGGCUCACAGAGUGUGGCGCUAAGCAGACUCGCGCUGAUCGAAGACCGCAUCAGAAAUCGUACAGACAACAAGCUUGGCCAAGACACAGGUGCAGCUCUCAGGUCUCGAGUCUCUAUCCAGUCCAGCAGUGAGUUGAGUGGAGCUGAUGAGAGUAAUUUCCUUAAAAAGAAAGCAUCCACUCCUAAUGGUCAGAAGGAGUCGGAGAGGCCACGUGCAGACAUGGCUCCAGCACACUCAGUGUCCCAUAUGCAAGAAGGUAUGAGUGUGGACAGCGAUGAAGAAGACAUGCGUAGACUCCUAGGAGAAUCCUUUGAAUCCCCAGUCAAAGGCAUGAGACAGACUGAGACGAGUCCUCAGGGAGCUCUUAAGACGUGCAGAAAAAGAAGUAAAGAGGUUGUUGCAUCUACUCCAGAGCAUAAAGAAAAGCAGCCAGUUCAGUCAGCAUUCACAGCACAGCAUCGUAAGAGCCCCUCUACAUCACCACCGCCAUCUCACAAAGUCUCCUCACCCAGCAGCCCUUUCUCCCAGAGAGCUGGCCUCAUCUCCUCUCUGUCCUCAGCAACAGAUCACAAUGAGAUCACGUCCCUUGAGGAGCUUUUCCCCGUUGCUUCUAAUCAUGACGACACACAGAGUGAGACAAGUGUGCUAUCUGAUGAUUUCAAGUUAAAUGUUAUGACGCUGGACGAUUUGGCUCCUGCUACCCUCAGUGUAGCUGGAUUAUCAAAAGAAAAGUUUGACACGAGUGUCCGUGAGCUCAGUGUCCCCUCAGCUGGAGAGAUCCUGCACAAGUCUGAGGAUGAACCAGCAUCAUACGAGAGUGACUUUGAGAGCGAGGUUCAGACCGAGACAGCUCUCAGUGUGGAUGACAGCUCUGAGCAUCUCUCCAGUGGAAAUGAACAUUCCUUUGUAGCUUCUGACCCUCAGUCUCUGUCUGCUAAAUCAAACAGCGAUGAUGAUUACAUGCACUCAGAAGAACCAUCCAAAUCUGCAAGCAUCUGUGACAGUAUAUCGGUGUCAGGUUUAAGCCAUGGCAAAGGCUCUGACACCCCAUUCUACUCCAGCGAUGCUACACAUACUCACACCAGUCCACGUGUGAGACAGCUCAAGAAGGAUGUCACAGUGCAGACACGAGCAGAGAGACUCCCUUGUAUGUGGUCUUCUGAUCAGGCUGUGCUGGGCCCAUCAGUAGGAAUGUCCUACAUGGAUCCAACGCCUGUGGUGAGUCACAUGAUCAGCGCUGAAGCUGUGGAAGCAUUAACGGCGUACAGUCCUGCUGUGUUUGCUCUGAACGACAUGCUGAGGCAGCAGCUCACACUGACCCGGAGCUUCAUCCAGUCCAGCAGACAUUUACACCGGGCUAUGCUGGAGUCCUUGGGGCCUGCUGACUACAGAUACACCACACUGGAGGACACAAAGGAGUUUAUCCGCUGUAACAGGCCUCCCAGGCUGACCAUGGAGGAUGCACUGGAGGAAGUGUUGCAGGAGAUGAAGGACUAUCACUAUAUUUGAAGUGCACAUUUACAGAAUUGUAGAUGGAACAAGCUGUACAAGGAGCAGCUGUCAUUCAUGUGCUCAAUGCUUCUGUGUAAUGCAAAAUGCAUGUUAUUUUUUGAAAUCUUUACUUCUGUGAGGUAAGUUGUCUUUGGUGACAUCACCUGCUUUAAAAGCAGCAGCUAAAGUACUUCCCCAAGCCCAAAAUGUAAUCCAGCAACCAGUUCUUUUGUUUUGCACUGGCACCAAGUUGACGGACUUUGAAACUGGGACCUACUUGUUAGCAACAUUAGCCUUAUAGCUUCAGUGCAAAAUCAACUAUAUUUUUGGUAAGGAGAACUGUGUGGAUUUUUUUUUUUUUUUAAAAGGAAAAGUCCACUAAAACAUUAAAUAUGUUUAUAUUGAAAUCUUCGUGACGUGUUUAGUCAUUCUGGUGCUAAUUUGUUGGUUGAUGCAGUAUUCCUGCACGAAGCUACAUGCCAUAAAUUUAUGGUAAUUAAAUUAUGAUAAUGCUGUCACAUAAUGCUCUUCACAAGUUUUCAAGAGAAAUCCAACACAGGAGAAGUGGAGACAGCAAUCAUUGAAUCAGAGUUCGAGAAUGCAAUGCAGUUAGAUGCCACAACUACACCCAUGCAGGGCCCAUGGCCUACAACCAACUUAACUCAGCUAUUUAAAUGAUAUACAGGAUAACCAAUGAAGAAGAAAGAGAUUGGACAGACUAAAGCACUGCUGCAUUAGUGUGUUUGUUUAGGUAGAGCACAUGGGCUAAAUCUCAUCAGAGGAUGGUUCAACUGCAUUGUAAUGUAGGAAACAAAUAGUCAACAGCAUGGAAGAUUAUAUAUUCAUUUAAGGCCACACCAAUUCAAUUAGUUGGUUCUCGGAAUCACCGCUUGAAGAAAAUGCAAAAUGAAAAAAAAAUCGAAAUCAAACUCCUGCCAACAGAAAAGGUCACGUGACGUCAAACCAAUCAAAUCGCCCCGUUCACUUUCGAUAAAGACUUGUGGAAGAAACAUGCCUGUGGAGGGGAGUCCUGCAAAGCCUGUGUUUGUGAUCGUUAGGAUAUUCAGCGAACAGAAGCGUAAAAUCUUUGACAGGUGUGUUGAAAUUCUGUUUACUGGUUUGCCUGUAUUGUUUGGUCUAUUUCCACUGCUAAUUUUACCAUCAGAGCAUUUUUUAAAUUUUAUUUCGCCCGCUCGCUUCAUAUUUUUCCUGAAAAAAUCCGAGAACCAACUAAUUAAAUUGGCGUGGCCUAAAAUAUAAAAUAUGCAGCUUGUUCAGGGUGGACUUCCUUUAAUUCUUGCCUGAACUAUUUUAAGUGUUCUACUUCUAGCAGGCAAGUCAAUUAGCAAUUCCAAGAUUUAGAAAAAUAUCUGUUGUGUAAACAUACUAUGAUGAAGCUCAGAGCCGUCAGAUAAACAUGGAUAGGAAAUUGACUAUUGUUCAUUUGACCCGAUGCAAAUUAGUGGCUACUGAUCAUCAAGGGUGAGAGUUCACAAGCAUUAUAUAUGGUACUCACUAUAUACCAUUUUAUACACCAAACUGUUUAUUAGAAUGUUUUUUACAUGAAACUCCUUUGCUCAGUGUUAUUGCAAAUGAAUCAUUUAUAGUUGCCAUUUACAGAAACUGCAUCAAGGUAUGAUUAAAACAUAUCUUUAUUUCCUUGUACUAGGUAUUAAAUUUAAGCUAAAUUCAUUGAACUGCAAUGACACUGAUGUUCAAACUACAACAUGACCUUUUGAUUUGUUACAACGAAAACAACCAAAGGCCAGAUCGAUUUUCCAAACAAAAGGGUAACAAAGGAGAGGGGCUUUCAUAUACAUAUAUAAAAAAAGAAAGUGUUAUGAAGAAUCAUUCUGUAGCUGAGGCUUCCUGCGUGUCUCGACUCACUGAAAACAAAGGAGACAAAAAGGCAAGGUAAAACUUUUAAUAAA
Molecule: messenger RNA, 4731 nt
Organism: Neoarius graeffei (lesser salmon catfish)
Lineage: Eukaryota; Metazoa; Chordata; Actinopteri; Siluriformes; Ariidae
Gene: c15h19orf44
Product: chromosome 15 C19orf44 homolog
Exons: 8
Coding region: 947-2818 (623 amino acids)
Source: RefSeq, a predicted model, not a curated record